AUGAGUAGUUGUGGUAAACGCAUAUCUGGCACAAUUUUUAAGGUCUCCGGACCGUUAAUCGUUGCGGAAAACAUGCCUGGUGUUAAAAUGUUCGAACUGGUUUCUGUUGGUUACUGCCAUAUCAUGGGCGAGACCAUCAGAAUCGAUUGCAACUUCGUUUAUAUUCAGGUGUAUGAGGAUACAUCUGGUCUGGGUGUUGGUGACCCGGUUGUAAGUACAGGCCUACCGCUUUGCGUCGAAUUGGGACCGGGGCUACUGGGUAGUGUAUUUGAUGGGAUACAACGGCCCCUAGAUGGCAUCAAGCUCAAAUCAAACAAAAUUUACAUACCACGUGGCAUACAAAUAUCUCCACUGGAUCGUACUAUGCUUUGGGAUUACAAUCCAAUGCCUAAUAUCAAGAUUGGCGAUCUACUAUCUGAAGGUGACGUAUUUGGCGUAGUUUAUGAGAAUAAGCUCAUAAAAAAUCACAGUAUCAUGGUCCCCCCGAAAUAUAAGGGUAAAGUCAAAUUUAUUGCUCCAAAGGGGAAAUACAAUAUCGAUGAAAAAUUGCUAGAAUUGGAGUUUCAAGAUAAAACAUUUGUUUGUACAAUGACCCAAAAAUGGCCAGUUAGGGAACCACGCCCCAUUAUCUCUAAGAUGCAGGGAACAACCCCUCUAUUAACUGGUCAAAGGGUGUUAGAUGCAUUAUUUCCUACUAUAAAAGGUGGUACUUGUGCAAUUCCUGGUGCAUUUGGAUGUGGAAAAACUUGUAUAUCACAGGCACUCAGCAAAUAUUCCGAUACUGACGUAAUUAUAUACGUGGGUUGUGGUGAACGUGGGAAUGAAAUGGCUGAGAUUCUAUGCGAAUUCCCUGAACUAUCUACUGUAGUUAAUGAUGAAAAGGUGGCCAUUAUGGAACGUACAUGCUUAGUUGCCAAUACUUCUAAUAUGCCAGUGGCCGCUAGAGAAGCUAGUAUAUACACUGGUAUUACAAUUGCUGAAUAUUUCCGUGAUAUGGGUUACAACUGCACUCUUAUGGCCGAUUCCACUAGCCGAUGGGCAGAGGCUCUAAGGGAAAUUUCUGGUAGAUUGGCUGAAAUGCCUGCAGAUUCUGGCUAUCCGGCCUAUUUAUCGUCAAGGUUGUCAGCUUUUUAUGAACGUGCAGGCUUGAUUAAGUGCUUAGGUUCACCAACACGAACCGGAUCUAUUACGGUUGUAGGAGCAGUUUCUCCACCAGGUGGAGAUUUUUCAGAUCCAGUAACAACUUCUACAAUGUCAAUUGUUCAAGUAUUUUGGGGCCUUGACAAAAAGUUAGCUCAACGAAAACAUUUUCCUUCAGUCAAUUGGGCUACCUCUUUUUCCAAAUAUGAGCGCCAGCUUGAGCAGUUUUAUGAUAAUUUUGAUCCAGAAUUCAUUAAUUAUGUCAAAAAAAUCAAGGAUUUAUUGCAUCAAGAAUCUGAAUUGAAAGAAAUUCUACAAUUGGUGGGCCGUGACUCAUUGUCUGAGGAUCAAAAAUUGACCCUUGAAAUUGCUAGUAUAAUUAGGGAAGAUUUUUUGCAACAAAAUUCAUUCACCGACUAUGACUAUAAAUGUCCAUUAUACAAGACAUUCAGCAUAAUGAAAUCAAUUGUCAUCUUUUACAACGAGGCGCUCAGGGUUAUCAGUGAUAAGGGUCAAAAAGUGAGUUGGGGAACUAUUUACAAUACACUUAGACAUACAAUUAACAAGAUUACCAAUUUAAAGUUUGAGAGUGUCGAUAAGACGGAGGAGUACUAUAUCAAUUUGACCAAUGACCUAAGCAAUGAAAUUAUCAACGGCAUUAGGUCUCUCGAAAAUUGA
This is a messenger RNA of Babesia microti strain RI, 1818 nucleotides long. Its product is annotated as V-type H+-transporting ATPase subunit A. The coding region runs from base 1 to 1818 and encodes 605 amino acids. Lineage: Eukaryota; Apicomplexa; Aconoidasida; Piroplasmida; Babesiidae. The record is from RefSeq and is a predicted model, not a curated record. Gene Ontology annotation, molecular function: ATP hydrolysis activity; ATP binding; proton-transporting ATPase activity, rotational mechanism. The transcript is spliced from 10 exons. Gene Ontology annotation, cellular component: proton-transporting V-type ATPase, V1 domain. Gene Ontology annotation, biological process: ATP metabolic process; proton transmembrane transport.